Molecule: messenger RNA, 1121 nt
Organism: Telopea speciosissima
Lineage: Eukaryota; Viridiplantae; Streptophyta; Magnoliopsida; Proteales; Proteaceae
Product: syntaxin-71-like
Exons: 9
Coding region: 71-871 (266 amino acids)
Biological process (GO): intracellular protein transport; vesicle fusion
Cellular component (GO): endomembrane system; membrane; SNARE complex
Molecular function (GO): SNARE binding; SNAP receptor activity
Source: RefSeq, a predicted model, not a curated record
AUCUCUUGUUUCUUUUUUUGAAGGGUUAUUUUUCGAGCAAAAUUGAAACCAGAGAAGACAAAGAAGGAAGAUGAGCGUGAUCGACAUUCUAUUUCGUGUGGAUGCGAUCUGCAAGAAGUAUGACAAGUACGACAUCGACAAGCAGAGGGACCUCAGGGUCUCCGGCGACGAUGCUUUCGCUCGUCUUUACUCCGUUGUCGAGGCCGACAUUGAUGCAGCUCUUCAGAAAUCGGAAAUCGCUGCCACUGAGAAGAACAGGGCCUCGGUUGUCGCCUUGAACGCUGAGAUUCGUCGGACAAAGGCACGAUUGCUCGAAGAGGUCCUCAAGUUGCAGAGAUUGGCAAAUAAGAAGGUUAGUGGACUGACUAAAGAAGAACUUGCCACCCGUCAAGAUUUGGUACUUGCGCUGCCGGAGAGAAUUCAAGCCAUACCAGAUGGGACUGCAAAUGCAGCCAAGCAAAAUGGGGGUUGGGCAUCCUCUGCUUCUCGUCAAGAGAUCAAAUUUGACUCAACAUCAGAUGGACAGUUUGAUUCUGAAUUCUUUCAACAAUCUGAAGAGUCGAGUCAAUUUAGGCAGGAAUAUGAAAUGCGGAAAAUGAGACAGGAUCAAGGUCUGGAUGUUAUAUCAGAAGGAUUGGAUACACUGAAAAAUAUGGCCCAUGACAUGAAUGAGGAAUUGGAUAAACAAGUGCCUUUGGUUGAUGAAAUCGAAACCAAGGUUGACAGGGCUAGUGCUGACCUCAAGAAUACUAACGUUAGACUUAAGGAGACGAUUACUCAGCUGAGGUCCAGUCGGAACUUCUGUAUUGAUAUCAUUCUGUUGUGUAUAAUUCUUGGAAUUGCUGCAUAUCUUUAUAACAUAUUGAAGUGAUAUAAUGCAAAUGGAUUCUGCCGCUGGUUGUUUGACUGUGGUGUUGUCUGGUAUUUCUUCCAUUGUUUGGGGGCUUGCUAUGUAUAUUUGAUUUUGUUUAGAGUUCUUCCCUAUCCGUAUUCAAGUGUCCUUGUUCAAUCUUGGAGAACCAUUCUUUAGAUUCAUUUGGGGAGACAAGUUCUUCUCUAACUCUAUUCGAGUGUCGUCGUUCAAUCUUGGAGAACCAGAACCAUCUUGUCCUUUAGAUUCA